UCUUCUCUCUUUUCAGUGUUCAAUGACACAUUUCAAUACACCUCAGCUCUCACUUCUCUCACUAAUCUCUAUCUGCCUCCACCUCAACCUCCAUAUUACCUCUUAUCUUUCUGUUUCAACAAUUUUUAGUCUAAUUGAUGUCCUGCAAUGGUAUGGCCUCAUCAUCCUCUUCCUUCUUCUCCUCAAAUUUUGUGUUACCAAUGCAAACCCUUCAUGAAGAACAGCACCAAAUUCCCAACCCCGUUAGUCCGCAUCCUCACACCAUCCCAUGCAAUAAUCUCCAAGACCUCAGAGUCAUGGCUCCAAUGCUUGGGAAGAGAUCCAUGUCCUUCUCGGGGAUCGAGAAUGGUGAAGAGAUGAAUGCCGACGAUGACUUGUCGGAUGAUGGCAUGCAGACAGGCGAGAAGAAGAGGAGGCUCAAGAUGGAGCAGGUGAGGACACUGGAGAAGAGCUUCGAGCAGGGGAACAAGCUGGAGCCUGAGAGAAAGAUGCAGCUGGCAGGAGCACUUGGGCUGCAACCAAGGCAGGUAGCCAUUUGGUUCCAGAACAGGAGGGCCAGGUGGAAGACCAAACAACUGGAGAAGGAUUAUGAUGUUCUGAAGAGGCAGUUUGAGGCCAUGAAAUCAGAAAAUGAGAGCUUGCAUGAACAGAACAAGAAGCUCCAAGCUGAGAUCUUGUCUCUGAAAAGAAGAGAGACAUCAGAGAUGAUCAACCUCAACAAGGAGACUGAAGGUUCAAGCAGCAAUAGAAGUGAGAACAGCUCUGAGAUCAACUUGGAUCUCUCGAGAGCAUCAGUCACAGAGAGCCCGUUGAAUCCCAACCAAAGCCUGCCCAUCUUUCACUCAGUUAGACCAGCUGAUGUUGACCACCUCCUCCUCCAUAGUUCUUCAAGGCCAGAGCUGCAAUGCCCCAAAAUAGACCAUGGCGUCACGGAAGGAAGCUUUAGCAACUUGUUGUGCAGCAUGGAAGACCAAUCUGCCUCCUUCUGGUCAUGGUCAGAUCAACACAACUUCCAUUAGUCUCUCUGUUUGAUCCAUCUCAGUGGCGAUGUAACAAGAUUUUGCUGCAUUAGCAGCACUUGAACUCUACUAUAUAGAUAUAUAUGGUUGUCAAAUUUUCAGAAGUGCAUGAGGCCACCAUCUCAUUUUACUUUUGAGUCGAGGAAAGAAAACAGGUCAGGGAAAUGCAAGAAUUCCUUGCAAGCUACAAAGUAUAUCCAUUUCCCUUGCCUUCCACUGUGCUAAAUAUAAGGAGAAUUUACUAGGUUUACAUAAAUGUUGCUGUUUGCUAGAUUUGUUUAUAGUUUUGCAUGUUACAUAAGCCUCUCUCUCUCUCUCUCUCUCUCUCUCUCUCUCUCUUUCUCUCUCUCUCUCACACUGUGUUCAGAUAUUUUGAAGGCCAAGGGUAUGUGUGUUUUCAGGUGUUCUCAGGAAAGUUCAGCUGCAAGAGUUGAGCUUUACCGACACCAACCUGGCCUUGAGACCCAAAAGACUUAUAAUCAAGAUCAUCGGAUGUAAGUUGUAACUAUUCUAAAGUAUAUGCUGUUUGAGAUAAAGAGAGAGACACAGGGAGAGAGAGAGACCAUGAGAUGGAAAGAGCAUGCAAGUGAAAGCAAAGAACAUGAGGAAGACAACGAGGUGUUUGGGUUUGGUAGUAAAAUCCUGCAGAUAAUGGAAGGCAACCUCACAAGAAAAGUCCUACUUUUGAGAUAAAGAGGGGCAUGUGAUUCACUGUCCAUCUCCCAUUCUGCAAACUUUUGUGAUGAUGGUGCAACUGCAAAGUCUUGUUCAGAACUUUGCAAGCUUAUUCUGAGCUCUUCUGUUCUUUUGUGGGAGCUGGAAAUUAUUUUUUACUGUUCAGGAACACCUGAUUGACUGACUGAAGAAAAGAACUCACUGAAUCAGUGGAUAACAACAAUGUCAAGAACCAAUCUUAAGUAUCA
This is a messenger RNA of Musa acuminata subsp. malaccensis (wild Malaysian banana), 1942 nucleotides long. NCBI's taxonomy places the organism in Eukaryota, Viridiplantae, Streptophyta, Magnoliopsida, Zingiberales, Musaceae. The record is from RefSeq and is a predicted model, not a curated record.